CUGUAGGUCGACAAGAGCCUGAAUCAUGAGAUUUACAGGUUUGGCAGUGCUGCUGUUGGUGGGAUUCACCUUGCUACUUGUAAACACUUUGUUUGGAGGUGGAAGCAGUUCAGUUGUGCACCAUAUUUUCAAUAGGAAAGAGUGCAGAGGAAUCUCUGGAAUAUGGUGUGGGAUUUGCAGUGAAUAACACUCUGCUUCCCAUGAUGGACCCACUGACAGGAGGGUCUGAGCGGAUCCUUGUAAUCCGCCUUUCUACCAGCAGCGGACCAGCAAACCUGUUGUGUGCUUAUGCCCCGACCCUCUACCCACCACCAGAGUCUAAAGACAAGUUCUACGAGGAGCUCGACGCGGCAUUCAACACUAUCCCGAAAAAUGAGCAUCUGAUACUUCUGGGAGACUUCAAUGCCAGGGUAGGUGCUGACCACAAAUCCUGGCCAGACUGCCUUGGUCACUUUGGAGUGGGUAGUAUAAACGAAAAUGGACAACGUCUGCUAGAGCUGUGCUGCUACCACAAGCUCUGCAUCACAAACACCUUCUUCCAGAGUAAGCCUCUGCACCGGGUAUCCUGGAGACACCCCAGAUCUAAACAUUGGCACCAGCUCGACCUCAUCAUCACGAGACGAGAGGCCCUUAACAGCGUGCCUCUCACAAGGACGUUUCACAGUGUUGACUGCGACACGGACCAUUCACUAGUCCUCAGCAAGGUCAAGCUACGACCAAAACCGAUCUAUCACACCAAGCAGAAGGCCCGUCCACGCAUCAAUGCCAGCCGUUAUACCAACCCUGCUGUCACACAACGCUUCCUCACCUCCCUUGACCAAGCACUCUGUGGACCAUCAUACAGGCAAAGUGCUGUGGACAAAUGGAAUUGCUUGCGUGAUACCAUCUACGACCAAGCCAUUGCAACAUACGGGAAGAGAAUGAGAAGAAAUGCAGACUGGUUUGAGGCUAGUGCUGCUGUGAUGGAGCCAGUUAUAGAGGCAAAGCGUACUGCUUUCCUCAAGCACAAGGGAAACCCCUCACAGAGGAACCUUGACGGCUUGAGAAAGGCCAAGAGCGAAGCCCAGCGAAUGGCACGUAGCUGUGCCAACAACUACUGGCUCGAGCUCUCCUCAAACAUACAAAGGGCCUCAGACACGGGAGAUAUCAAGGGCAUGUAUGAGGGGAUAAAGCAAGCAACCGGCCCGUACAUCAAGAAAAGCGGACCGCUGAAAGCCAAGACUGGUGAAGUGAUCACUGACCGCAAUAAGCACAUGGAAAGAUGGGCCGAACACUAUACGGAGUUAUAUGCAACUGAGAGCAUUGUGUCAGAGGCGGGUCUGAUUGGAGUUGCAAACCUGCCUGUUAUGAUUGAGCUCGACAAGGAACCCACGCAGGAAGAGCUCAGCAAAGCUAUUGAUAACCUUUCAUGCGGCAAGGCCCCAGGUGCUGACGGGAUAACACCUGAUGUCAUAAAACUUGGGAAACCUUCGUUACUGCCGCACCUUCACGAUCUCCUCUGCCUCUGUUGGAAGAAUGGAGCCGUCCCCCAGGAUCUGCGUGACUCCAAGAUUGUCACACUGUAUAAGAACAAGGGGGACCGCAGUGACUGUAAUAAUUACCGCGGCAUCUCCCUGCUUAACAUCGUGGGGAAAGUCUUUGCUCGUGUCACCCUUGCUAGACUCCACCUCCUUGCAGAACGUGUCUACCCUGAGUCACAAUGUGGCUUCAGGGCAGCAAGAUCCACAGUGGACAUGAUUUUCACCCUUCGGCAGCUGCAGGAGAAGUGCCGGGAACAGAGGAGACCCUUAUAUCUCGCCUUUGUUGAUCUCACUAAAGCAUUCGACCUUGUCAGCAGAGAUGGUCUUUUCAAGCUGCUUGCAAAGAUUGGCUGCCCCCCAAAACUCCUCGCCAUCAUAAGAUCAUUCCACUAAAAC
Messenger RNA from Nerophis ophidion (straightnose pipefish), 1916 nucleotides. It is a transcript of the gene fam3a, whose product is annotated as FAM3 metabolism regulating signaling molecule A. The transcript is spliced from 3 exons. NCBI's taxonomy places the organism in Eukaryota, Metazoa, Chordata, Actinopteri, Syngnathiformes, Syngnathidae. Gene Ontology annotation, molecular function: catalytic activity. Bases 201 to 1913 code for a protein of 570 amino acids. The record is from RefSeq and is a predicted model, not a curated record.